CCUCAAGAUACUCCUUCACCAUGUCGUCUUCUUCCUCCAUGAACAAAUAUUGGAUUCCGCACUUGGAUAUCCACAAAAAAGUCAUCACCCGGGAACUGCAGUAUUACCUCGGGCCAGAAGCGACGGUGAGAUCCUUCACUCGCAAUGGGGAAGACGGAUUUUUGAUCACCACGCCAGGACCUUGCCUGACAGAUGAACAAAUAGACGACAUUUGUGUCAAGUCUAGAGAGAUGUGGGAGAAACAGGCAGCAGCAAGGUCGUCCGGAACGGCGAACAAAGUCCUCAAGCGACCGCUCCAUCAGCCCGUGGUUGUGUCAAAAGCGGGAUCGAGUGAUUCGACAAAACGAAGGAGAGAUAGCCGACGGAGCAACGAGACCAGGAGCCGACGGGACAAUAGACGCCAAAGUUGAUUCCAUGAUACCCUUAUAGAAGCCCAACCGAGCACGUGGAAUUGUUGGUACCUAAUGAUGGGUGCAAGAACCACCCCUGGGAGGGGAGAAAUAGAGCGGGGAAAGUUCGAAGACGGUUUCUCAGAUUCUCGGAGACUCGGGGCAGUGUCUGCGUUUCACCAUUCGACAAACUGGAUGGAUGUCGAGGGGAGCCCAGGUACGCGGGAGGAUGAACGGCGUACAAAUGUUUUCAUCUUGGCUGCGACGGAUGCAACUUGAGAAUCGGGCCGUGGCAGAGCGGCCAGGGGUUAGUGUUUGGACCAGCAAUAUUGUGCCAUCUGGCAUGCCGUAACUGCAAUGGACAUUAACAGUUUCCGU
Molecule: messenger RNA, 767 nt
Organism: Thermothelomyces thermophilus ATCC 42464
Lineage: Eukaryota; Fungi; Ascomycota; Sordariomycetes; Sordariales; Chaetomiaceae
Exons: 3
Coding region: 21-410 (129 amino acids)
Source: RefSeq, a predicted model, not a curated record